Zygosaccharomyces rouxii is the source of this 249-nucleotide messenger RNA. RefSeq lists its product as uncharacterized. The record is from RefSeq and is a predicted model, not a curated record. Gene Ontology annotation, cellular component: endoplasmic reticulum membrane. Bases 1 to 249 code for a protein of 82 amino acids. Lineage: Eukaryota; Fungi; Ascomycota; Saccharomycetes; Saccharomycetales; Saccharomycetaceae. Gene Ontology annotation, molecular function: enzyme regulator activity. The transcript has a single exon.
AUGAAAACGAGUGAAGAUUCAACCAUGAAUCGAUUUCUACUUCUUACAAGUGCAUUUAUCUAUUAUAUCAUAUGGCUACUCUUACCAGUAUUUGAAUUGGAUGGUAAAACUGCGCUUUUCCCGCUACCGAGUGCUUAUGCAGUUUAUUUACCUAUUAUGCUUUUAAUCAUAGGAUUUACUCUUAUAGGUACAUUUUUAGGAUCUCUAUUACUAUUUAAUAAUGAAAUAGAACUCGUUACGAAAUCAUGA